Molecule: messenger RNA, 2698 nt
Organism: Gadus chalcogrammus (walleye pollock)
Lineage: Eukaryota; Metazoa; Chordata; Actinopteri; Gadiformes; Gadidae
Gene: rcc1
Product: regulator of chromosome condensation 1
Exons: 10
Coding region: 118-1377 (419 amino acids)
Cellular component (GO): cytoplasm
Molecular function (GO): guanyl-nucleotide exchange factor activity
Source: RefSeq, a predicted model, not a curated record
CGGCACUACUUCCGGGGUAAAAGAGACGCGCGUGUUGUCGGUGAAAGUGGUGAACUGCAUGCCACUGCUGCACGUUUAGAACGAUUACUAUUUUAGCCUUUCAAUCCUGUUGCCGUCAUGCCUUCUACAAAGAAUCCAAGCAAGAGAAAGUUGGUGACCCUAACCGACGACGAGAAGGCUCCAAAGAAAGUCAAAGUGCAUCAUCAGAGCCAUGGUACAGAGGCCGGUCACGUGCUCGUGCUCGGCCAGGGGGACGUGGGACAGCUGGGUCUCGGCGAAGACAUCCUAGAGAGGAAGAAGCCUGCUCCUGUGACUCUCCCAGAAGACAUUGUGCAAGUAGCAGCUGGAGGGAUGCACACCGUGUGUGUCAGCGCCUCGGGCAGUGUCUACACGUUUGGUUGUAACGACGAAGGCGCCCUGGGCCGGGAGACCACGGAGGAGGGGUCUGAGAUGAUCCCGGGGAAGGUGGCGCUGGAGGGCAAGGUGGUCCAGGUGUCUGCUGGGGACAGCCACACUGCAGCCCUGACUGACGACGGAAUAGUGCACCUCUGGGGCUGCUUCAGGGAUAAUAACGGGGUGAUCGGUCUCAUUGAGCCCAUGAAGAAGUGCUGCCUCCCCAUCAAGAUCCCAAUGCUUAAGCCAGUCAUGAAAAUCGUGUCGGGUAACGAUCACCUUGUGAUGCUCACCAUGGCCGGGGAACUCUACACGUCAGGCUGCGGGGAGCAGGGCCAGCUGGGGAGGGUUCCGGAGCUGUUCGCCGACAGAGGAGGCAGGAAGGGACUCACCCGCCUUCUCAUACCCCAGAUAGUAAAGGUCAAAGGCAAAGCCCAGUUCACGGAUGUGUUCUGCGGAGCCUACUUCACCUUUGCUGUGUCAAAAGAAGGCAACGUCUACGGGUUCGGCCUUUCCAACUAUCACCAGCUGGGCACUAAAAGUAUCAAGACAAGUUUUUCUCCCGUCAAACUUGCCUGCUUUAAGAACUCGGUCACUUCUUGGGUGGAUUUCUCCGGAGGCCAGCACCACACACUCUGCAUGGAUGGUGAAGGGUGUGUGUACAGUCUGGGCCGGGCAGAGUAUGGCCGCCUGGGGCUGGGCCAGGGGGCGGAGGAGAAGAGCGAGCCCACUCCGGUGCCGGGGCUCGGCCCGUCCACCAGGGUGGCGUGCGGGGCGUCCGUCAGCUAUGCCAUCACUAAAGAGGGGGUGGUCUACGGCUGGGGCAUGGGCACCAACCUCCAGCUGGGCACCGGGGAGGAGGACGACGAGUGGAGCCCGCUGAAGAUGCCCGGCAAGCAGCUGGAGAACCGCACGGUGCUGACGGUGUCCAGCGGGGGGCAGCACACGGCCCUGCUGGUCAAAGACCACGCCCAGGAGAGCUGAUGAAGCCCUCGCCGCCGGGGACACGUCGGCAGGUGAUGGGAUGUGCCGGGACUAGGGGCCGCUUUAAAGGGGGAUGGAGGAACCUGUCAUCCUGCGACGGGUCCGAGCCCGUCGCACACCAGGGGGCCGAGGAGAGGGCGGGUCCCACUGGUAGGCCCGCGCCACCGUGGCAUCGGGGGGAGGGCGGGGACAGCAUUCAUUUGAUAGAUCAUGAGGAGGGAGAGACUAUUUUUUUAAGUCGAGAUUUUUGUUUUCUUUUUUAUUGAAAAAGUUAGUGAAAAGGGUUGAGGUUUUAUGGCAUUUGGAUCUUGAGAAGAUUUGUAUUUGUAAGUAAAUUAGAGCCUGGAUUUGCGAGCCUUUUAAAGAUUUCCCCAGCUUCUAACACUUGAAGGUUUCCAUUUUCUUGAAAGCAACACAAUUCUGGAUCUCUAUGGGUUUAGUCACGUUGAUGGGAGGGUUGAGAGCCACGUUCUAUAGAAAUGUUUUUUAAGUGUGAAGUUUAGUUCCACACACGCCUGAGGCUGUAUGUGUGGGACGUUUCAAACUACUGUAUUGUAUCUCUUGCUUGCCUCUGAAAUAAAGAUGUCAUUUUAAUACCGGCAAGGCUGUCUCUUUAGAUUGAUGCUACUUGAUCUACAGCUACUUCGGCCAUGCAUGCAGACAAACCCUUAAAUAUUACAAGCAGUUGUCUCCCUUAAUUCAUAAGGGGUGCAGUUCUCCCAAGCACGGCUAGUAUAGCGGCCCUUCAUUUAUCAUAUGAUGAUUACCCUUGUCGUUUAAUUCUCCAGUUUUGGUCAUUUCAAUAUUCCUGCAUAACCAAACUCGGCUGUUUAUUCAUGUCGUGCAUCGCCCCAUGUGGGCCUUACUCGUCCAUUCUAUGUGCCAUUACGCUGACAACCAAUCUCAUGCGUAUAAAUGUAAAUUCAAAUCACUUAGGAGUGCAAAUGACUACACUAGCGGGCACUUAAGAGCGUCAUGUCUUUGUGUAUCUAAUGUGACCACAGCGGGGCGCUUGACCAACGUCUCCGUCUCUUGCCUCUCAGCCGCACAGCUUUGAGAUGCUAGAGUGUUUCAUAAUCAGGGGAUUGGCAAUCAAGAAGGACUUGUGUGUUUCCCCUCGAUUGUUGUGUUCCAGCUCUUUGUGAUCAGUCCCAUAGAAAUAUGAAGUGAGAUGUUCCUGGAAAUUCCGAAAAUAGCCAAUAACGGCAUUAGGACUAGGAGAAAUCGCUUGUUCUAAUAUGCAAAUUGUAUUCAGUUUAACUGACCGUAAAGAAUUGGAAGACAAAAUGUAAAUGUAUUACAGAUCGUAAGUAAAAAAUGU